Messenger RNA from Neurospora crassa OR74A, 1506 nucleotides. RefSeq lists its product as hypothetical. Lineage: Eukaryota; Fungi; Ascomycota; Sordariomycetes; Sordariales; Sordariaceae. The coding region runs from base 497 to 808 and encodes 103 amino acids. The record is from RefSeq and is a predicted model, not a curated record. The transcript has a single exon.
CACUAAGGUCCCAUCCCACUUGGGUGCGCACCCGGCCAGCCAGCCAGCCCGCCAGUCAGUCUUUACCUUCACUCCGCUCUGCCAUUGCGCGAUUACAUUCCUUCAACUUUUCCCGCGCUAGCCAACACCUUUUGAUUUCUUCAACAAAUUUGGGCAACGCAAGUACCUGGAGUACGCCUUGUCGCCGACGUCCUUCGACAAGAGGACGAGGGAGAAGUCUCGAGUUGGUACUUCAGGCUAUCAACAGAGUCACAAGUACACCGUGAUACCAUACUACCGACUUCGAAGGACAUCAAGCCAACAAUAUUUACAGUAUCUUCAACCCCAACCCAGUUCUUCCCUAUCCGAAAUUAGCGCCAAAAUCCUUCCGCGGGGAGCAACGACAGGUCGUGUCUCUUGAUUCCUGUCUCACUUUAUCCGCCAAUAACUUCGACCCUUGACCCCACCUCUUUCUACCAGCAUUCUGCCAAGCUGUGUCCAAAACAAGCCGCCCAAGAUGCCCCAGAAAAUCGCUUUCGCGCAGGACGUUAAGCUUCGUCCCAGAGCUCAGUCAGAACCGCUCGCUGACCGUUCCCCGACCCCCUUCCCGGACGAGAGACCGAGCAGCGCUACAACCACGAGCUCGAACAAGAUGUUUUCAUUGCGCAAUGGCCGUGGCCGCAACCACUCGGGUGCCAGCGAAAGCAGUCGUGGUACUUCUCUCUUCACGUCGAUAUCCGGCCGUUCGUCAUCGAAAUCUUCUGGUCGCCUCAAGAGAGCUUGGGACAAGAUUCUUAGUCGCUUGGGUUCCGGUUCGAAAACUCCCUGAAGCUAGAACACUAUACCGCGAGUGUUGUUCUUCGGUAUGGAAAGGAUCGGUAUGCUAGUACCGCCAUGGAUCAAAGUCGCAUAGGGAUUCCAAGAGCAGGAGUCUGAAUGGAAGGACAAGACUGGAACCUUUGGGCGGUGUAUUGCUUGCAUUCCUGCAGUAGAGCAAGUGGUUGCAACCCCUUUCUACCCAGCACGUACAGGACUCGGAGAUGUUUCAGAUCGUGGUCUGGACGAAGGUUCCCAUACUGGAUGGGUUAAUGGUAUCAAUAACAGUUAAUGAUGAUCACGGUUUGAUCAUAUCAUGGUCUAGAAGAGCCCGUAGGUCAGGCUGUUGUCCGAGACUGCACUGUUGCACGCAGUUUAUGUGGUGUGACAUUGGGCCAUGUAUAUACCACAUGAGGUUGUCGUUGCUUUGCUUGCUGGGUUCUUUUGUCGUGGAAGAGAUUUACGAUCUAGAUAUCGCACAUUGAGCCACAUCAUGCAACGGAGACUGGACUUGAAUAUGGCGGAGCAAUGUCCACCUCAGCAUUGGUUAUCUUCGUCUGAGUCUAUGUUGGCAUGCCAACGAAAAACUUGAUUCCACUCUCUUUUCGGCUCAACAACUUUACUAACAAGGGGUUCUAGAAGCAGUUUCAAGCAUGCUAUUUUCUUUCAAGCAGUGCGGUACCGACCACUAGCGAAUAGGAAGGAACUAUG